CCUCUUUCACUGUUCAUAUGGACACUUGACUGCUGAAAGACAUGCUUAACAAAGGGCACCUGGACUCACUUUAGAUUUAAUCCACAAGGCCUCUUCCUGUCUUACAUGUGUAAUGAUAAAGUCAGCUGAUGGUUCAGUAGGAUACAUAGUUAAUGUGUGAAACUAUAUUUAACACUAUAAAGAUGAUAUAAUUGUGUUCACCCUUCUUAGAACCUCCACAAACAUGGGUGACCUGGUAGGAGAAGGAGUGACCUCAGUCAUCAACCAAACCGACAAUGAUGAUAAUAUGACUCACUGUGAUCAGGUCGACACAUCAGCCCACCUCUUCUUCAUGCCGGUCUACAGUCUGGUGUUUCUGGUGGGUUUGGUCCUCAACAGCUUCACCAUGAAGGUUUACUUCUGCUCAGCUCAGCAGCAGGUAUCCAGGAUCAUGAUGGUCUACCUGAAGAACCUGGCAGCCGCUGACUUCCUGCUCUGCCUUUACCUCCCCUUCCGCAUCAUCAACUACACCAACAGCUCCAUCACCUUCCACCUGGUCUACUGCAACUUUGGAGCUUCCACCUUUUACCUCAACAUGUACGCCAGCAUCCUGUUCAUGGGCUACAUCGCUGCUAACAGGUAUCUGAAGAUCAUCUAUCCUUUAGGAAAUCACAUCCUUCAGACAGUGCAGGCUGCCCGCAUCAUCUCCACGGUAACCUGGGUUUUCCUCCUGGCCAUUAUGACCUUCGAUAUCACCCUGUCGCUCCUCACCAAACCACAGUUGACCAUUGUCCCUGACACCUGUGACGCCUUGCUAAGCGCCCAGGUCAUUGUGUUCUACAAAAUCAUCCACAUCUGCUCCUCUGCCAUCUUCCUGUUCAUCUUCGUCUCCCUGGUCUUCUUCUACUACAGCGCCUCCCGCAGUGUGUUGCUGGCACAGCAGAGGCAGCCGGCAUCCUCCAGCUGCAAGAAGCUCAUGAGGUCACGCAAGAAAAUGUUGGUGCUGGUCAGCGUCUUCUGCAUUUGUUUCGUGCCGUACCACCUGGUUCGCCUUCCCUACACCUUCCUGAGUAAACGGUGCUCUUUGAGCCUGAUGUUGUACUACGUGAAGGAGACGACCAUCCUGUUGUCAGUUCUCAACAUCUGCCUGGAUCCACUAAUCUACCUCAUCUUUUGUGAGGCGUUCCGGGCUCAGCUGAGCCGUCCACAUAGCAAGAAGGCAAGGAGGCACAGUGAAGGGCAGCCGAGAGCCACAGACAGUGAGGCAUCGUUUAACACUUCAACAAGACAAACCGAUGGGCUGUAACUUAAAGGAUCAGUCUGGUGAUUUUCUAUAUUUUUCUUACUGAGAGCAGGAAAAAAGUGUUGCACACACACUCUGGCUUCAUUUGUAUUUCUCUCCUAUUCGAAUGAUGUUUCGGCCCUCAGGUCUUCUUCAAAUUCAACAAUCAUAUUAGGACACAGGCACGGGUAUGUUAUAUAGGCCACACCCUAGUAACACAGCUGAUGGUGAUUAGAUAAUCAUGUUCCACCAUUAGGGGGAGAAAAACAAUCAAAGGACCUUCAGAAGAUCAAAACUUUUAACAAACAGUGACAGGAACUACAGCCAAUCAAUUCUCUUCAAAUAAACUGACCAAAAAACAGUAUGUUUCAUAUAAUAUAUUGAGAUUUAAAUUUUACAUUCCAAUGCCUUUGGUUAAGCACAUUCAAAUAUGUUAAAAAUACAUUUAUGUUAAAUAGGUUUCUAAUAGAUGUACAGAAGAAGUUACAAACCUUCCAUUUUUCACACCAAAUUCGAUAGAGUUUUUAUUGUAUUUGGUGACGCAGCUGUUUUCCUGGUUUCGGUCAAACUGAAGCCUGUUUGCAGUGUCAACACAACUCACCUCAUAUCAGAUCAGUGUGAACAACAGUCUUUCACACCGACGCUGCCGCAGUGUGUUCACAUAACAAGCAUCUUGUCAUUUCACACAAAAUCUCUGUUUGUAUAUAGUUUGAUUCUUGCUUUUUAUUCUUUAUUGAGAAAGAAAGAAAACAUCCUUUUGUUACUUAUUUCCAUACAUACAGUAUCACAAAACACACACACACACACAGAGGAACCUUUGUACCUUUCGGCUCUUUCUGCUUUCAGUUUUGUACUCCUGC
Molecule: messenger RNA, 2121 nt
Organism: Thunnus maccoyii (southern bluefin tuna)
Lineage: Eukaryota; Metazoa; Chordata; Actinopteri; Scombriformes; Scombridae
Product: P2Y purinoceptor 14-like
Exons: 3
Coding region: 224-1285 (353 amino acids)
Biological process (GO): G protein-coupled receptor signaling pathway
Cellular component (GO): membrane
Molecular function (GO): G protein-coupled purinergic nucleotide receptor activity
Source: RefSeq, a predicted model, not a curated record